UUGGUGCCCGUAUACGUUACGUUAGCGUAGCAUAGCAGGAUACCUCCGUGUGUAGGCUUCAUGUUGCUGAGCCUUCUGUUUUCGUACUUGUUAGUUUCGGUGACAAUGUUAACGUACUGUAUUAUUGCUUGGACUUGGGGUCCCUUAUUGCUUGCCCUGUUCACAACUUGAUAUGUGCAUGUCAUUUCAGAGUACAUUCAGAGAGCUAGCAUGCUGUCAAAACUUUGACACUGUGACUCCUAGCUAAUGCGCCGUAAGUAAGCACAAGUAUCUAGAUUGGCACUAUUUUGUAACACUACUCACGUACUUUGUCUGGACGGGGAGCUCAAAUAUUAGCUGCUGCGUAUACUACUCACCUCCGUAUGGGUAGGAGUCCCAGGCUCCCAGCCGCUGCUGGUGCACAGAUAUUAGCUGCUGCGUGUACUACUCAUCUCCGUCCGGGUUUGUUAGGGUAUAAUAUUUUGAGUCAAACUUUGACCAUUUCAUAUGAACAAUAAAAUAUAGAAUAUAUGCUGUAAAAAGUACGUAAACUAAUAUAAAAGCAUUUAGAUCAUUAUAAACUAAUAUAAGAGCAUUUAGAUCACUAAAAUAGAGAUCUAAAUGCUUUUAUUUUAGUUUACGGAGUACAUAGCUUUCCGUGGAUAUAAUUUGUGUGCCAUAUGUUUUACAUUGUACUACUAUUCAUCUAGGCUUGACUGCGCCAAGUCCAAGGCAACAAAUUUUAGAGAAAGCUCAACUUAAAAUCGUAAACAUAAUAAAUCUAAGCUCAUUUGCACGGCUCAUGUGUCCUAGCUUUCUGCGGCCGCAAUGUGCGAAUUGCUUUACCAUGAUUAUAUGGCUAAUACGUCUCGUGUGGGAUCAUCUACUCUGUAUUCUUGUGUGCAUAGGCCUACUACCCAACGGCAACUUCAAGGACGGGCCAGCCAAGUCCCAGCUGAACGGCACGGUGGUGAUGGGGCGCCACUCCAUACCCAACUGGGAGAUCUCGGGGUUCGUCGAGUACAUCCAGUCGGGGCACCAGCAGGGAGGCAUGGUGGUGGCGGUGCCGGAGGGCGCCAGCGCCGUGCGCCUGGGCAACGACGCGUCGAUCCGGCAGAACAUCAGAGUCACGCGGCGUGCCUACUACUCCAUCACCUUCAGCGCGGCGCGCACCUGCGCCCAAGCCGAGAAGCUCAACGUGUCCGUCGCCGCGGAUUCCGGCGUGCUCCCUGUCCAGACCGUGUACAGCAGCGGCGGCUGGGAUUCCUACUCAUGGGCCUUCAGGGCCAAGCAUAGCGCCGUGUGGCUCGCCAUCCACAACCCCGGCGCCGAGGAGGACCCGGCGUGCGGCCCCGUCAUCGACGCCAUCGCCAUCAAGACCCUCCAACCUCCCACGAAAUCCAAAGGUAAUAUGCUGAGGAAUGGCGACUUUGAGGAUGGGCCGUACAUCUUCCCGGACUGCCCGUGGGGGGUUCUGGUGCCGCCGAUGGACGAGGACAGCUGCUCGCCGUUGCCGGGAUGGAUGAUCAUGUCGAGCACCAAGGUGGUCAAAUACGUGGACGCGCCGAGGUACAGGGUGCCGCACGGCGCCCGGGCCGUCGAGCUGGUGGCCGGAAGGGAGGCCGCGCUGGUGCAGGAGGUGGCGACCGUGGCCGGGAGAUCGUACAGGCUGCAGUUCUACGUCGGGGACGCGGCCAACGGGUGCAAGGAGUCCAUGGUCGUGGAGGCCUAUGUGGCGGCGGCGAGCCUGAAAGUCCAGUACCAGUCCCAGGGCACGGGAGGGUACAGGCGCGCCAUGCUCGAUUUCGUGGCGGUUGGGAACCUCACGCGUGUGGUGUUCCAGAGCCUUCACUACCACAUGAAGGUCGACGGCACGCUCUGCGGGCCGGUCGUGGAUGACAUCUCUCUCGUCAGCGUGCGCAAGCGCGCGGCUCGCCGACUGUUAAUGUGAACUCGAUUAGUCGAUGUACUAGUACGAUGCAGAGGCCGGGGUUGUCCUCCUUUAAAAGAAAACGGUACGAGGCUACCAUUCGAAUUUUCCAUAACUUUAAUUUUCUUCGAAUUUCCCAAUUGAAAUUAACAGAACAA
This is a messenger RNA of Triticum aestivum (bread wheat), 2067 nucleotides long. RefSeq lists its product as uncharacterized. Bases 782 to 1930 code for a protein of 382 amino acids. The transcript has 2 exons. NCBI's taxonomy places the organism in Eukaryota, Viridiplantae, Streptophyta, Magnoliopsida, Poales, Poaceae. The record is from RefSeq and is a predicted model, not a curated record.